AUGACUGAAGGCACCUUUAACAUUUUGGUCAAUUUGAUUCGCUGUGAUAUUCAAAAACAAGAUAUUCAAAUGCGUAAUUCUAAUUCUGCUGAUCUUCGUCAUAUGGUAACUUUGCGAUAUUUAGCUACAGGUGAUUCGUUUCAUUCUCUGGCGUAUCUUUUCCGAAUUCCUGUAUGUACGAUCUCACGCUUAAUUCUCAACUGUUGUCUUGCUCUUUACUUUACCAGGAAG
Molecule: messenger RNA, 231 nt
Organism: Brenthis ino (lesser marbled fritillary)
Lineage: Eukaryota; Metazoa; Arthropoda; Insecta; Lepidoptera; Nymphalidae
Source: the annotation of a GenBank genome assembly